AUGUCUGUGGUGUUUCGGAAGAAGGAGUCGGAACUGCGGGUAAGUGCGAUCAGCCUGUUAAUUGCGGGGAAGGUCGGCGAAGUUUCAGAAAGUUCCGGCGAAGAUUCUCGUCUCGAUCCAACCCGACCCGGAACUAGCAGACCAGUAUGUUCCGAUGGCGACGCAGGACGUGGCGAUCCAACAGGCGCCGAGGAUGUCCCAGAACGAGAGAAGGUUCGUUGGAGAUCAGCUCUGACCAAAACAAAAGAGAAUUCUUCGUGUUCCUCAGCCCCACACACUAGCCUCCGCCAGAGACAAAGUAUUGCUGCCAAACAUACGAGUACAGAGGCAAAAUAUAUGAACGUUAACACAGAAACCAUCGACUUCGCCAGUACAGGCAUGAACCACACCGAGGGGGGCUGGCCGAAGGAUGUGUCCACGACAGAGGAUGACCAGAAAGUUCGCUACAGGAAGAAAAUUGAGAAGGAUGACGUGUAUAUACAUUCCAUGCUGCAACUCGAUCGAGCACUGCAUCCGCAGAACAACGCCAUCGACAUCUACGAGAUGUACUUCGAGGCGGAGGAGAGCCCCAUGGUGGAGGAGCCCGACCCCAUCAAGACCGUGAACGUGAUCCGGGACCCGCACGGAGGUCAGAGGAUGGUGACCUCGGUGAGUUUCGCUCCCGAGGGAGGUCACAAGAUCGCCGCCGCUACUCAUUGCAGCAGUAGCCCUGAGCUGGACCUGCACGCGCCCUCGUGGUUGCAGUAUCUACAGUAUAAUCCCAAAGACCCGCAUGUUAUUGCCGCAGGGCUCUACAACGGGCAGGUGUCGUGGUGGGACACGCGGCAAGGCCCCCGCCCCGUGGAGUCGACGUCGCUGGAAGUCAGUCACGCGCAGACGGUCACGGCGCUCACGUGGAUGGCCCACAAGACACGCUCUGAGCUCUUCACUGUCUCCACGGACGGAAGGGUGCUGUGGUGGGACACGCGCAAGCUUUCUCAGCCGACGGACACCCUCGUCCUCGACCCCCUGAGGGAGGACCCGCCCAACAUCUCGAAGGCGCUGAGUGCCACUUGCGUCGAGUACGAGGUCACGAUGCCCACGAAGCUGAUGGUGGCCACGGAGCAGGGCCAGGUGGUGGCCUGCAACAGGAGGGCGAGGAGCCCCCCCGACAGGAUCAGUAUGAUCUACAACGCCCACAUCGCGCCCAUCUACGCCAUCCAGAGGAACCCAUUCUUCCUCAAGAAUUUUAUGACGGUGGGCGACUGGACGAUCAAACUGUGGGCGGAAGACUUCAAGGAAUCGCCCUUUCUGUGGACCAAAACCCGCGCCCUCGCAGGUCUGGUGGAGUUGGUUUUGAUGCGGAGCGGAAGCUGGAGCGCCUCCAGGUCCUCGGUCAUGUUCACGGCUCGCCUCGACGGAGCGCUGGACGCCUGGGACCUCCUCACCUCCUGGAGCAAGCCCGCCGCUUCUGUGCAGGUCGUGGACGAGGCCCUCGAGACAGUGACCACCCACGAGGGCGGGCGACUCCUGGUGGCGGGCUCUCAGCUGGGCACGCUGUCCCUCCUGCACCUGCCCUCCCGGCUCGUCAUGCCCUCCGACAAGCACGAGAAGGCAGCUUUUACGGCCGUGAGUCCUUCGUUCAGCGCGGAAUACAUGGGCUAUAAUAGUAUAAAAAAAUUGCGUACAACUAAAGUGGCUAAGCGCUGUGUUGGCACCGUCAGUGUCACCAUACGAAACAAGAAGCACAGUAAGAUACGAACAAUCAUUGAAGAGAAAUGGUUGUGUAACAGUGAGGAAGACUUCAAAGAGGAUCGACCAGAGUAG
Messenger RNA from Penaeus vannamei (Pacific white shrimp), 1806 nucleotides. Lineage: Eukaryota; Metazoa; Arthropoda; Malacostraca; Decapoda; Penaeidae. The record is from RefSeq and is a predicted model, not a curated record.